AUGACCAGCAACCAAGCAUACCAACUUACGGAGUUAAGGAUCGUUCAGCACAAUCUGAACGGUCAACACAUCGUGGUAGAACAACUGAGGGACUACUGUAUAGACAACAGGGUUGAUAUAGCCUUAAUACAGGAGUUCCCAUCAAAGAACAAGACUAUCAAAGGACUAGACCAUGACCCCAUUAGAUGCAUUGUUGGUGGUACGGGACAAAAACCUGGUGCCGCCAUCAUUGUGUUCAAUGCGGGACUGGAGGUCACAGUUUUAAGAAAUCUGUCCAGUGAUUACUUUACGGUAAUAACCGUAAGCAUUGGAAGAGAAAUAAUCAACUUCGUUUCAUCAUACUUCAAAUUCAACAUAUCAACGGUUGAGUUUGUGAUGAAACUGGACGCGAUACUUAACGAACUCAAAGGUGAAACCGUCAUCUGUGCCGAUGUUAAUGCACACUCUCCACUAUGGAUGUGUGACGCAUCUAACAACACGGCCAGAGUCAAGGGGCGAAAAAUCGAGGAUCUCAUUGAGAGACAUCACCUAACGGUCCACAAUAACAACAGAAGAACUUAUACAUACAACCGGGUUGGCAUGGGGAAAUCAAACGUUGAUGUAACCAUGACAACGGCGCGCUUAGCAGCAAGGAUUACAAGAUGGAAAGUCACCAAAGGUAUAACGGACAGUGAUCACAGGGUCAUAACCUUCGGUCUUAGGCACUCUAAGACGGUAAGGGGUGGUCCGGACACUACCCGUUUCAAUACCGAUAAAGCCGACUGGGACGAGUUUAACGUCAACCUCGCUCGCGAGCUAGGUCAAGCAACCGACCUCAUGAGAGGGGAUGUAGACGUGAGAGCAGCGGCUUUAACGGCUGCGAUCAGGAGUGCGGCGGAAUCCAGUAUCCCCCGCAAACGGGGACCUGGGAGGCUGCCACCACCCUGGUGGAACGAUGACUUAACGAAGAGCCGUAAAUCACUGAACAACUUUCGUAAUACCAAGGAUUACAAAGUCACAGAUAGGCAAGAAUACCAGCGUCUACGGAAUAAACACCUGGGACUUAUUAGACAUAGUAAGUUUCAGAUGUGGAAAUCCUUUGCUGAAAGCGCCAACGACAAAGUAUGGGGAAACCUAUACAAAUGGGUAAAAAAGGGCCCGAGAACGAACAAAGUUCUCACAGCACUGAAGAAAGACGACGACACAUACACGACAAGUUAUUUAGAGACGGCAGAAUACCUGCUGUCUUCUCUCAUCCCGACUGACAAGGACGCGGUACCACUCGGCAGGGAUGAAAUAGCAGUCAGCACUGAUACCACCGUAGAACUACAGGAUGUCAAGGACGCGAUAUGGAGGAUAGGGGUCAAAAAGUCCCCGGGCAUCGAUGGGAUCACCUCAUUGAUACUCAGGAGGGCCUGGCCCUUAAUCCAAACGCCUCUGAGGAAACUAUACAAGGAUUGUCUAGAAUCGGCUACCUUCCCGGACUGCUGGAAGACGGCGGUAAUUGUCGCGAUUCCCAAGGGAGGAGACAAAGAUUUGUCCCUCCCUAAAUCGUACAGACCCGUUAGUCUUCUACCGACUCUGGGGAAGGCGCUCGAGACGCUCAUCAUAGCCAGACUUCGUGCGGAAGUAUUGGUCAACCUCUCGGAAGACCAACACGGAUUCAUGACUGGCAAGUCAACAAUCAGUGCCAUCGACUCGCUUCUAAGCUGGGCAGAUGGCAGAAAAGAGAAAUUCGUUAUCGGUGUCUUCCUGGACAUAACAGGAGCAUUCGAUAAUCUAAACUGGGAAGUACUCUUUCAAGACGUCAAAGACCUUGGCGCGAGCCAACACACGCUGUCUAUUAUCAGGGAUUACCUGAGAAAUAGACACGCUGAACUAAGCAUCGGCACAGCCACCGCGAAGUGCAACCUCACCAGAGGUUGCCCUCAAGGAUCACAACUCGGCCCUAUUCUGUGGAACCUAUCUAUGGACAGGGCGCUCAAGCUACACAGGCACGAUAGAUCCAAAAUCGUAGCCUACGCCGACGACUUGGCCGUGGUCACGGCCGGAACCAACAUCAACAUUGUACGUGAUCGACUCUCACCAAUGCUGGAUAGGUUAGUGAACUGGGCCUCUGAAAGGGGACUCAGCUUCUCACCUAUGAAAACAAAUGUUAUGACUCUCAAGGGGGGACUUAAGCCCGGUUAUUCUAUUAAUUUCGGUAACUUGGCCGUCAUAUCUUGUAGUCAUCCGUUGGUGUAUCACGCGCGAAAGUUCGACGACUUUUGCGAAAGUUACGGCCGUUAAAAGUGCGAUAUAGGUGCGAUAUUUGCGCGGGUAGGUAUUUCGCGACCGUUUCGGUCACGGAAAAAUCGUUUUUCUCGAUAACUCCGGAUUGGUUGCGAAUUUCGGGACGAUCGAUACAUUCACGGAUUCGUGUUGUGAACGCGCUUCUGUUCGCUUUUCCGGCCGAGUUAGCGAUUUUCCGGUUUUUCCGGUUUUUUACCCCAAGCUAGUGCCAGAUUUUUUCGUGCGUUGGCUUAAAACGUUCCCCUCGACGAAACGAAUUUUUCGGUGAGCCGUUGGGAAAAAUCGGGUGAGAUUUUUCGCAAGGUUCAGAUUUUCCGCGCGAUAAUUACUGCGUCACCGCGGCGCGGUAAUCACCACAACGUCAAGGUCACCCUCUUGUACGCGGUCUUCGCCCUCCGCGCACCAGCGAGUCCGUU
Cinara cedri is the source of this 2687-nucleotide messenger RNA. The record is from the annotation of a GenBank genome assembly. Lineage: Eukaryota; Metazoa; Arthropoda; Insecta; Hemiptera; Aphididae.